AAUAUGGCAAAACCUCGCCAGCGCUCAAAGCAGAAAAGUGGAAGCUACAGACCAACGAAAACUACGUCGAAUAAGGGACACAGGAAGACAACGCUGAAGAAUGUGCCUGCAGAAUUGGCUAGACAGUGGGACAAGAGCAAAACUCUUCGUGAAAACUAUGCUAGAUUAGGAUUAGCUAGUAACCUCAAGAUGCACGCCGUUGGUGGUGUAGAAAAGGAGUUACCAUCGAAAAUGCAGCAGAAGGAAGACAGAUCUGAUGACAACGAGGAGUCAGAUGCACAGAAGAAUACAGCAGCUCAAAUGGGUCGGAUAGUCAGAGACGAUGAAGGAAACGUCGUAGAUGUUAUUAUCGACGAACCAUCCGACAAGGGGAAAGCAAAGGAAACGCCAUGGGGUCAACCACUCGACAGUGCACAUAUAGAGACACCAUCCGUACCGCUCACAUUCGACGAUGAGAGAGAAGACAAGACUUCGUCAAACACCGACGUCGUAAAAUUACUCGAAGCCAAGGCAGCAACGGCUCGCCCAGUUGGAAGAAACACCUCAGCUGAUGAAUGGAAAUGGCUUAUCAAAAUUGUUAAAACUCACGGAAGAGAUCUUGAGGAGGCAAGCAGAGAUUUGAAGAUAAACACCUGGCAAAAAACCAAAGGCGAGUUGUCUCGAGCCGUUAAACGUGCUGGUGGUUUCGAAGUACUCGAGCAAGCGGCACAGAAUGUAGAAUAAGAUGCAAAUACAAUAAUUUAUUCCAUUUUCUUUCUAUACAGCUUUAUCGCCCUUCCUGGACGAUUCUUCAUUACGUUGGCGCUCAGCCUUCUCUCGUUUUCUCUUUUCUAGACCGGCUUUCACCAUGUUGUGAGGUGUGAGCAGUCUUUCCCACUGCUUGCUCGUGAAAUUAACCGGCGAACCCAAACCGGAGUAUAUUAGGGUAUCGUAGACCAUACUCCCUAGGAAAGAACCCAUGAGGGAACCACAAACUGGUCCUGUCACCCACCAGGCUCUAUCGUGUGUCCACAGCGCUCUUGCAUUGUAGCCUACGCAGGAUAAAGCGAUUCGAGGACCAAGAUCUCUUGCUGGAUUCAUCGCAUAUCCAGACAAAGCGCCCAGUGAAGUCCCUAUAGCCAUAAUCACGAAAGCAAUGACGAGAGCACCGAGUCCAGCACCAGGUGGGGUGUUAUCGCGGUCACCAAGAGCUAGAAUUGCAAUACUGGGUUGUUAUAAGUAAAUGUGACUCUUCUAUAAAGUAUACUCACCUCAAGACAGCGCUAGCAAUUAUCUCUUGGAAAACACAAAGACCAACAUGUGAGAGACUAGUUGCAGGCAUAGUGACGAAAAGACCAGCUGUCCCACUCUGGGAGACAGACUUGUUGGGGUCAAACACAUCCAGUGCUUGGUAAUACAUCGCAUAUACGAUAAGACCGCCUGCAAAACAUCCCAAAAUUUGUGCUAUCCAAUACAAUCCAACAAGUUUCCAGGGAAAACCUCUAAAGAGUGCCAAAGAGGUCGUUAAUGCUGGGUUGAGAUGUCCACCGGAAAUACCACCAGAGAUGUAGACGCUUGUCAUAACGGCAACACCCCAAGCCCAGUUGAGAUUAGAGUAUGCUGCUGUGGGAUCCUUGGUGUAAACCAAUGUCUGAACAGUUGAUCCCACUCCAAUAAUGAUUAAUAUACAAGCACCUAAGAAUUCAGCCAAUGGUUCACGAAAAUUUUCACGCCACUUGAACCAGAAAUUAUAGAUUGGUUCAUUCGGGUUAUCGAAUUUCUCUUGGGUCUCAUCCAUAUCAAGCCAUUGUGAGUGUAAGUUACCUCCGAUUUGUCCACUAGGACUUGCGUUUUCAUUUGCUGUACUACCGUCAUUCUCGUUGAGCUCUCGAUCACCCAUUCGCUUAAAGGUUGACUCUGUAUUCUGAUGAGUGAGAUCUGGUUUCGAGUUGUCGAUAUCCUGGGCUUUAUCUUCGUCUGUCGCAUCUGUAAUGACACCGCCUACCUGUCCACCUGUCUGUCCGAUAGGGGAGCGCACAGAAUCGUCAUUAUUCUCACCAACACUUGGAUGCUUGUCCUCCUGCUUCUCGUCUGUCCGAUCAGGCAUGGGGCCACCUACACCAAAGACUGGCUUGCUUUUGACUCGACGCAUACGCUCAUCAUGUAUAGCCUUCGCAUCUGGUCGCAUCGCUUCCACACGUCCUGAGUAUUGCUGUUCAUUGUGACUUUGCCCUGCUCUGUGAUUAUCUUGUGAC
Messenger RNA from Wallemia mellicola CBS 633.66, 2234 nucleotides. RefSeq lists its product as hypothetical. The transcript has 4 exons. NCBI's taxonomy places the organism in Eukaryota, Fungi, Basidiomycota, Wallemiomycetes, Wallemiales, Wallemiaceae. The coding region runs from base 4 to 723 and encodes 239 amino acids. The record is from RefSeq and is a predicted model, not a curated record. Gene Ontology annotation, cellular component: nucleolus. Gene Ontology annotation, biological process: ribosomal large subunit biogenesis.